GUGCAAUGAAGGUGUGGUAGACACAGCUGCAGAAGCAAACUGUUGAGAGAGGAUGAGAUAAGGAUAUAUGAAAAAAAAAAAAAAAAAAAUAGAUACAAAAAAUUCCAUAAAACACCAUCUAUUUCACUGUGACUGGACAACGACAAAAUGACCAACUGGAAGCUGAUUUUUUGCAGUCUAUGUUUAAUAUCAGUGUUGUCGAGUGCUUUUGGGCUGGAAGUGACAAUGAGUCAAGCUUCAGUUGAGGUUGCCAGGGGUGAUGAAGUCAUCCUUACAUGUAAUUUUAAACCUAAAAAUCAAGUAAAUGAACUUAUCAUUGUAACAUGGACUGGUGAUGCUGAUGAGACAUCUGGAGACAAGGUACUUUUUGGUAACUAUUACUCCAAUACUCACAAUGUAGACAUUGGACCAGACUAUGAAGGCAAAAUCAUGAUAGACUUUGACAGUGCUGCAAAAACAUCGAAACUGACAUUAAAACAAGUCACUCUUAAAGAAAGCAGAAAAAUUCGAUGUUAUGUUCAGAUUCCUGGAGACAUUGAUGGCAGAACAUCUGACACUACUUCUCUUUUGGUUCAGGUUGCACCAUCACAACCUAUUUGUAAGUUAGUGGGCACAGCAGAAUACGGAAACAAUAUUAGCCUAACCUGUGUUUCUGAGGAGGGCUCGCCGAUACCAACGUACAAAUGGGAGAGAUAUGAUGUCAAAAAUGUCCCAAAAGCAUUUCCUUCUAAAACCACUGAAAAGGAUGGAGUUGUGUCUUUGGUCAAUGUAUCCGUGGAUACAUCAGGUUUCUAUAUUUGCCUGUCAACCAAUAAGGUCGGAUCAGCCAAAUGUAACAUGACAUUGUCUGUAAUGCCAGCCUCUAUGAAUCUUGCCACAAUAGGCAUUGUUGCUGGUUGUAUUGCUGGAGCUACAGUGCUCAUAAUAAUCAUCAUCUGCUGUUGCCGCAAACGGAAACAGAAAUCAAAAAAAGUUCCAGUGGUGGAAUACCACGACGAACCACAAAUAGAAUAUAUUGACGUAGGGAAUACAUACAACACUGAAGAGAGAACUGACAAAGCUCGAAGUGAUGACAGUGGAGGUGACCGUGAUGACCUCAGAGAUCGCUUCGAUGACCGCAAAGGUAGCCGUGAUGACCUCAGAGAUCGUGAUGACCUCAGAGAUCGCUACGAUGACCGCAAAGGUAGCCGUGAUGACCUCAGAGAUCGCUACGAUGACCGCAAAGGUAGCCGUGAUGACCUCAGAGAUCGCUACGAUGACCGCAAAGGUAGCCGUGAUGACCUCAGAGAUCGCUACGAUGACCGCAAAGGUAGCCGUGAUGACCUCAGAGAUCGCUACGAUGACCGCAAAGGUAGCCGUGAUGACCUCAGAGAUCGCUACGAUGAUCGCAGAGGUAGCCGUGAUGACCUCAGAGAUCGCUACGAUGAUCGCAGAGGUAGCCGUGAUGACCUCAGAGAUAGUGUCAAAUGAUUCUUCUGAGCUGAAUGAAUCAUCCUUUUUUUAUUUACUUUUUGUUUUAUUUUACAGGAUUGUAAUAGUAUUUUAUAAACAGCAUAUAGUUUUUUGUUGUUGUAAUGUCUAUCAGCUAAAGUAAUUAGGCUACAUCACAUUUUAUUCUUCUGAAUCAUCUUUUUUUUUUGGGUGGAUGUUCAGAAUGGUGCUUAACGACGAUGACAUCUCUCCAAUUAUUUUGUACAUUUCUAUAUUAUUUUAAAAAGCUUUUAACCCUGCAUGUUAUGUAUAUGUUAGUUUUUUAAGACAAUGAAAUAGGCCCUACUUAAUUAUAAUCAUAAAUUGCAAUCUUUAUAAUUAAUUUUUAUGAGUGGUUUAAGAGCUGAUUAGUACUUUUUUUAGUAAUUUUAUGGCAUAAUGUUGGAAUUUAUAAAAAUGGCUAGAACUAAUUCAUGUUACACACACCUGCUUGUCAUAGUUCAAAUAAAUAAGUGAUUUUAAAAUA
This is a messenger RNA of Ctenopharyngodon idella (grass carp), 1957 nucleotides long. RefSeq names its product glycoprotein A33 (transmembrane), paralog b (gene gpa33b). Gene Ontology annotation, cellular component: plasma membrane. The record is from RefSeq and is a predicted model, not a curated record. The transcript has 8 exons. Bases 148 to 1470 code for a protein of 440 amino acids. Lineage: Eukaryota; Metazoa; Chordata; Actinopteri; Cypriniformes; Xenocyprididae.